AUGUUGGUGGUUUUUGUUCGGCAUGGAGAGAGUGUUAACAACCUGAGGGGCUUCAUGGACCCGGAGGCCACGUACGAAGCUUCCCGAGACCCUGAUCCCGAACUAACAUGGAAUGGGAUACAAGGAGGUAUCAGGUGCGCAUCCUACCUGAGCAGGAUUGUUACCUUCAUGAAUACUCAGAAGAAGAAACAUUCUGAUAAACUUGAAGCUUCAGGCGGACGUAAACAUUCAGAAUCCGAUAUACUUCAAGAUGCCGCUCGAGAUACCGAUGCACUGGAUAGGGAGGCCAUCGGUCAGGCCUUGGUUCAAGAUGAUCAGGGUACACCCUUGAAAAUACGGGUGCUCUGCAGUCCUUUUAAACGAGCAAUUGCUUCUGCAGAUAUCCUGGCAGCUGUACUCCCAGGAGUUACUGAGAUAGCUAUUGUUCCCCAUAUACACGAGGUUGGAGGUCUGUUUGGGAGCGACGGUGGAAAAACAGCAGUUGUUGGACCGACUGCGGCUGAAAUUUUGAAGAGCAAUCGUGUGCACACACGUUUGCGAGCGCAUUUAAACUCGAGCUCAGAAAUUACUCCUCCCGCAGGCAAAGCUACUCCUCCCGCAGAUGAAGCCAAGGUUGUCAAGCAGAGACGGGAGCCAGAUGGCGUGACCGAAUACUUAGCCAGUUGCCGGGACGAUAUUCCGAUCACUGCAGAAUAUCUACCAAAGUCUGGCCCGUGGUGGAAUCGGGGGCGCGAGCGGGUUGUGGAGGCCGCGGACCGGGCCAAGCGCUUCAUUGGGGAGCUACAAUCGGGUGAGUUCGGGGAAGGCGUGGACGCGUUGGUUGUAAUCGGCCAUGGUUUGUUCCUCGACGUAAUCUGGCGCCAGUUGUUGGGGGUGUCAGAGGACAUGGAUGUGGCCUUUGUGACACAUAACUGGGGCAUCAGCACCUUGACGGUUGAGGGCGGCAAGUGGACUAUUAGUUGUAUCAAUGACGCCAGCCAUAUUCCGCUCGAAUCUCGAAUCCCGCAUAGCGUCAAAAGAAUUCACCGCACUCCCUACUAA
Molecule: messenger RNA, 1041 nt
Organism: Gregarina niphandrodes
Lineage: Eukaryota; Apicomplexa; Conoidasida; Eugregarinorida; Gregarinidae
Product: histidine phosphatase superfamily (branch 1) protein
Exons: 1
Coding region: 1-1041 (346 amino acids)
Cellular component (GO): cytoplasm; cytosol
Molecular function (GO): phosphatase activity
Source: RefSeq, a predicted model, not a curated record